AUGGUCUGGCAGGAGAUCGUGAGCGAGUGGCUUCCUGGCCGUGAGGGUUACAAAUGGGGCUUCAAAGACCUCACGCUCAAUAUGCCCGACGUCGCUAUCAUCCGGGUCUGGGCAUUAGUCCAGGAUCCUCAAGUUUCAGAUGGGUGGACCGAGUGCCAGAUCUUGCUUAUCGAAUGCAAGCGUCCAUCCAGCGACACUUCAUUGGGCUGGCACAUCACCCUCCCUGCCCAACUCGGAGAUGAUCUCUCACAAUCCCCAAGCUUUGCCGAACGACGAUUUGGUACAAUUUCUAUUGGCAAGAAAUUGAGAUUUUACCGAUUUGACGGACGAGCACAAACUCAAAAAGAGUGGUUCCACUUGAGUAGGGCACCUUCGAUAUUGGGGGACCAAAUGAUAUCGCACAGAUCCAGAAUAUGA
This is a messenger RNA of Aspergillus alliaceus, 417 nucleotides long. RefSeq lists its product as uncharacterized. The transcript has a single exon. Bases 1 to 417 code for a protein of 138 amino acids. The record is from RefSeq and is a predicted model, not a curated record. Lineage: Eukaryota; Fungi; Ascomycota; Eurotiomycetes; Eurotiales; Aspergillaceae.